AUGGGACUCACUUGCAAUCCUCCCAAGCCUGGAGAUGAAUCGUAUGAAAAGUUUUCAAAGGUAUGCUCCUUAACUGUAGCUUAACCCAGAGAAACUCACACGCCUCGCGUGAUCAUAGUCAGCGCUACUUUAUCGCUUGUGUAAUAUUUUAAACGGGCUCUGUGACGGCUGACUAGUUUAUAUGGUUGAUAUAAUGGCAAUAACGAGUCAUCAUUCCCUUUGGAACUUGAGAACUUAGUACUUAGUUGUGAAUGACAAAAUUAAUAGCGUUGUAUUAUUCUUUUUUUCAGCUUGUCUCUAGUGCUCAGGCUGUAACUCGUUCCAGGUUUUAACUAAAAUGUAACAAUUUGAACCGUAGCUUUUCACCAUACAGAUAAAAGCAGUGAAUAAUACAAUACUUAGUCACGUGACGCCUCUAAUACCCGCCAUGGGAUAGCCGAUUUAACAAAUAAAGCUUGUUAUUUGGGCGUGGCCCAAAUAGAGUAAUGGAAACGGCUUGUUUUGACGCAAAUGUGCAAUAGGCACGCAAUACGUGCUAACGUAAACAAGGCAAGUAAACAAGCGAAGCGAGGCGAAUGUCUGUCAUGCGAACUUCUUGUACAAGGUAAGAGGCAUGUGGGAAAGAAAGCUCUGCUUGCACACGGCACUUAAUCGCACUUUUACGAUCUCAAAAUUUAAUCUGAAUCUUCAGUAUUUUUGCCUCAUCGAAAUUUGGAAGUCUGAAGUCCAGGGAUGAAAUCUAUCAAAAGUAUUUGGAAUAUUAACGUCGGGUUUUGGUCAAAUAUCACAAGCAACGAACCUUGAAACACAGAAACUCAAAAAACGGAUCGAAAUCCACCAAUCACAAACCAUAAACAAUGACCUUUUGAACCCGUUGAAGAAAACUUUCGUUUCCUAAGAGGUCCGCUAAGAUGAUUGACGUCUGACAUUUUUUUGACGAGAGGAUCGAAAUGCACCAAUCAUCGAAAGACAGUUUCAAUUGCAUGUUUCCUAAGAGGUCAUCUGAAUUUGCUCUUUUCUUUAUUUUAUGUCCAUUUUUUGUGAUUGGUCGAUUUUGUUAGGUCGAGUGGAUAAUCCAAUGAGGGACGAUUUGGAUAUCGUUUGAUCGGAAAUUUUUCGAAGCAGCAGUGAGAAGCAGUUUGGAUAACAUUUGGCCGCGGCGUUUCGAGGAACGUGUUAAUAUAUUGUUCAAUCAUGUUAUUCCGGGUUAAACUUACAAAUGCACACACUGUUCGCGGUAGGCCCGCACUAAAAAAUAACACUGAGUGUUUUGGGAAUGGGCUGGUCCGCGAACUCAAAGAAAGACAAAGGAAAUUAUCAAGACAUUCAAUGACAUCAAAGACUCAUGGACCCCAUAGACGUAAUAGCAAAUCGGAAUAUCAGGAGUGUACGUGUAAAAUGGAUAAGAGUUGGAAUAGAGGAAUGUUGAACAAGUUUGAGAGUCGCAAGAUUUGUGUAGCUGGUUAUCAGUGUGACAAUAGUGAUUUUGGUUUUGCAUUGCGGAACACAGUGAGUUGCCUGUGAUAAAAAUCUGUUCCGAUGAAGGAAGAGACGAUUGUCAACAAUUGAAACCAAAAGGGUCUGAGGCUUCUUUUGGAACUACUGUGAUAACUGCAACAAUUCUUCUUCAAUUUUGUUUAGCAGGGUGACGGUUAAUGUACUUGUUUUUGUAUUGCGUGUUGUGUUUUUUCAUACGAUGCUGUGCGUCGGGAUUUUGCAUUAUCAGCAAGUUUUGUGUUAGAGUGUUUUGAUGGCAGCGAGGUGACGACAAGAGAAGGUAAUGAGCUAGGUGUACAGAAGGAAAAUUGUGUUGUGGAGGAAAUAAAAGAAGUUGAAUUGAGUUCUCGUCGUGGGAAAUUUAUUUAUAAAAGAACUUACGAUUUCAUUGCUUUAAAUCAGGUAGUCCAUUAUAUUUUUGGCAUGAAAAAUUACCAUAAAAUCGAGAUUGUAAUUCGAAACUCGCGUUGUUUUCAAAAUUUGCAUAAAUCGGGCGCUGCAAAGAAAUAUUUAGGUUACAAGCGCUUCGAAAUACUAGGGAACUUAAGAUAGAGACGUUUUCGGGGCGACGGCAACUUCAACCGGACGUGACAUCAUCAUUUGUUGGAUAUUGCGCAUGCUCGUGCUCACCACCUUGCCGUCCUGGUCCCGUCGGCGACGUGAAACUGGUCUGUUUGGCGUUGUGGCGAAAACGUGAGUAUUUAACUGUCAUUUCAAUCAGGUUUGUUGCGUUUAGCAACCAACAUUUUGCAGAUUAUCGUUCGUAAAUUGUCCUUGUUUUCUUUGAGGCACAUUUCAAGCUCGAUUUCCAAGCUAUGUUCGCUAAACUUACAUCUUUGAAUGUUACUAUGUUUUCAUUUCACAGGGUCAAGAUCCAACUUGGCAAACAGCCAACCGUAAGUGAGCUUGACAUGGGACAAAAUUUUCCCACGAGCCAAAUAAAGGUAUCCAGACAAAAAAUAUGAACUCCGAUAUUUCAAUUGUGUGUUUUUAGUUCGUUCUUUUCGUUAGAACAUCGUAUAAAUGAAACGCAUUGAAAAUUAUAUAGAAUAGUAGGUAAUACCAUGUACUAACUCGGCGUGGGAAUACUGAAAUAAAGUUGUUGCCGUUGUUGUUGUUGUUGCAUGCAAGUAUUUCCCGGGAAUUAUUUCAAUGCCAAACUAAGAAUACGGUUCCUUGGUAGCAUUUUAAUGUUCCUGUAAUUUGCAAGGCUUCGGCAAGCCUGUGGAGAUCAUUUUUUUUCAACACGAAAUUCUGCCUUGAACUCAGCUGCAUCCCGCAUGUUUUUUAGCGUGAACGGAUCGUAACUGUCCCGAGGAAAAUCGGGAUUUUUGGACUCAUAAUUUUUCCACAAAACGAGAAACUCUUCAUCCGAUACAUGUUGUCUGCAUAGCAAAUAUUUAUUCUCUUAAUUCUUUAUGUGAAGCCAUAUUUUCCUCUUCGGUAUUCUUCUAAUUAAAGGCGCCGUCCUUCUGAGUUCACUGCGAUCUUAAUGUUCUAUUUUUGACGGGGAGCGACGGCUGCCUUAGUUCCAGGCUUUCUCUGCCAGUCCGGUCGCCGUCGCCCCGAAAACGUUUCCAUCUUAAGUUCCCUACUGUACCUUCAGAACGGCUUAGCUUUUACUUGUUGUGCUAUAUCUUUCAAAACUGUCGAUCAAUGCUCGUGGCUGGUUGAAAUCGUCUCUUGUUUGUUUUCAAACGAUUUAAGAUGGAUCGAAUUGACUUUGGAACGUUUAUUAUUGGGCGUAUGGAAAAGCCGGAAUCUGGAAUCCGGACCCGGAAACUGAAACGGAACCGGAACCGGAACUUAAAUUGAGACUGGGGUAAACUGGGAAGCACUAAAACCAGUUCCCAAUAAAAUUCAAGAUGGCGUCCUCUGUUAUCAUUGUUUUGGGAAAUUUUCAGCACAGUGAUCGUGAUACCACAGAUAUACUCACAUUCGGAAAGCGACUUGCAAAAAAAAAGGGUAAGUGCAUCCUACUGUUAUUCCUAGCAGUCAUAAACUGUGACUGCAGCUGUAGGUCGAGCAACUUUCGACAGAUCGAGACUACAACUAAUCAGAAGUCGAUUGACUGCGAAAAACAGCCAUUAUUAGUUUGUGAUGUUUAAGACCGCUGUGUUAUUCAUUUCCUUCUCUUGAGCCUAAGUUACUCUUUUCUUAAAAAAGGCUCCGUGUUUCACCCAUUGUGAGGGAAAGGCAGCAAAGGGAGGAGGAGUACUCAUGUCAAUCAUGAUCCCAAGUUGCAACGCUCACGCGUAUAUGAAAUUCUCGAAGAAAAAUUUUGCACCGUACGCAAAAAGUGGGACAGUAAAAAAUAUAUUAACAAUAGAUAAAUAUAAUGUGGGAAUGAAAAGUCUUGAUCGAGCAAUUAUUGUUAGUGACACUCUCAAGACAGAAACGUCUGCAAUUUUUAUUUGUUCCGGUUCCGGUUCCGUUUCCGUUUCCGGAUUCCGGAUUCGUUCUUUUCCAUACGCCCUUUCUUAUUUUAUCAGCUUCUGGUAUGAACGAAACGUUUUUCUUCUCGGUAAAGUUCACUCAACAAAUUUAGAAAGAUGUACUUGACUUUUCAUAUGUGGAACGAACUGACUUUUUUGUGGAACGAACUGACUAUUUCAUGGAACGAUCUGACUAUUGAUUGGAACGAUCUGACUUGGAACAAUGUCAAGGAUCUGACCAUGGAACGAAAUGACCGGUUACCGUCAUGCCCCUAGCAGACUACCAAUGAACAAAAUAAAAUCUUUGUUACAGAAAACACGGAAAGUGACACUCUUUGUAUGGAAGAGUAUUCGGAAAAAUACACCAUUGUCGUCUGAAAUUCAUUGUUACGUUAAAAGUACAAAAGGUUUACACUUAAACAGGUACAGAAGUAACUGUAACAGUGUGGGGUUUUACUUAAGGGGCACCUCCAAAACUAGUUCGUAAACGAGGGAAGGUGUAUCUGCCGUCCAAGCAUCAGAGCACAGGCAAUUUAGGUGGAAUGAGAUAUCCAAAUAGGCUUCUAAGUAAGAAUUUGCCCCUCUGUACAUGUAAUUAUCCAUUUUAUACUGCUUAAAACAGUUUGAAUCACCGGGUUAAUUUUGGCCAAUUUAAGCUUUGUGCUGAUAUAGAGAAGAAUCCAGGACUUUCAGUUUAUGUAGAUGCUACAAAAACAAUUAAUGCUCCAUACUGUCAAGGAAAUGUUACAGGAUUUGGGGAAAAUGGUGGACAAUGAUGUGUCGCAGUGAGUCUGUGCGCUUUAAUUUACAGUAAGAUAACAAAGAUUAUUUCAGUUGAUAUGACUCAAAUAAUGAUUGUUGGUAUUCAAUUAUAUUCUUGUCUGUCACUGCUUGUAAGACAAUCUAUGUCAAUGUUAACAGAAUUGCCAGGAAUGGUUACAGUGUUUGAGCAAUUUUUCCACCUUGAAUACAGUGACAGUCACACUCACAGGUUACAGCAUUUGAAACACUCUUGGCACUGAACUACAACUCAUUCAUUUUAAUGGUGGCAAUUAUUGGUCUUGGUAUCUACAGCACUGAGGCUGGGGGAUAUAAUGCAUUUGAUUCUCAUGCUAGAGAUAUGUAUCAUAACAGUCAUAGUGAAGGGACAUGUGUAUUGUUGGAAAUACCAUCCAUGCAUAAAUUAGUACAAUAUUUUCAGACUCUACAUAGGAAUGAGGAUAUAUAUGAACUUAAAGGUGUACAUAUUGCCACCUUUGAACCUCAUCUUUUCUCAAGCAAUGUUGAAAAUUGUAGUAUAUCAAAUGUUAAUAGUUACCAAUGUUCCUGUAAACAGUGCUGCCCUAUCACCCCGGGCCAGCUGUCAUCAAAAAGUGAUCUCUUUCAAACUAGUUUUUUAAUUUUUAACCGUUUGAGCUGAGACUUUGCACGAUAAUAGAACUUUGCAUUCCCAACAAUCGUAUGUUUUUGGAUUUUUGAUUUUAACGGUUUUUGGCGCGAAAAUGACGUCAUAAGAUUGACAGCAAAAAGUAGUUUUCGACUUAUGGCGUAAAAAACUGGAACUUUUAAAAGAACUCACAGAGAUGAGCUCAAAUGUGAAAAAAGUAUUUACAAAGCUUAAUUGGUUGAAAAGUUAUUGAGCUGUGAAUUUCGUAUUUUCCGCCAUUUUGUUACUAUUUUUAGAAAUUUGGUGAACUUUAGAAUGUCAUAUCUUCUUAACCAAAUGAGGUUUUCCAAAACUUUUUUCACAUUCAAGGUCUUCUCUGAGUACUCUGUCAAAAUUGCUAACCUGUUAGGGCAUAAGUUGAAACUUAUAUUUUGCUGUCAAUCUUAUGACGUCAUUUUCGCUCCAAAAACCGUUAAAAUCAAAAAUCCAAAAACAUGCGAUUGUUGGGAAAACAAAGUUCUAUUAUCAUGCAAAGUCUCAGCUCAAACGGUUAAAAAUUGAAAAACUAGUUUGAAAGAGAUCACUUUUUGAUGACAGCUGACCCGGCGUGUAUAGCAGUUUAUGCAAUGUGUUACUCUCUUAUUAAUCCUUGUGGAUACUGGACUUAAGGAACUUUAUUUGCCCUUCUUAGUAACCGGAAUACACUGUACAAAGUGAUGGGUGUGAAAACACAUCUGUCAGUAUCAGUGGAGCUGAGAUAAACCUUACUCUCUGGGCUGUAACCACUUAUGUCCUAUGUUGUAAUUUGGCUCCAAGCAUGUCUGCAUUGAAGAUGUGCAUAUUUUCAAACAGUGUCGUGAAGUUACACUAUUUUUGUUGUGGACUGGGACAUACUGUAUAAGCUGUGUGGUUCAGCAAACAAGUGGAGUAAAGGAUUUGUCUUCCCUGGUAAGAUAUGAUGACAGUUUUUUAGCUGCAAUAAGGCAUGUUCAAAGUAUCAUACCCGUAGUACGACUACGCCCAAAUAUACGCUCACACUGCGUCUUGUUCCUCUUACCCUGGGUACCAGAGGUUUUCUUGCGGGUGGCGGGAUCCUUCGGCUCGCGGGCCGAAGCCACGAGUGGUGAUAAAGAUUUGAAAAACCGGAAGCGGCGCGUGAAAAGUCUCUGGCACGCAGGAAAGGGGUUUCCAUUGAUUCUUUUGCCCAAUCAAAACGUGAGAUUCGAGUCUUACGCAAGUAAAGUUUGCCAAGUGCUGGAGUCGCUAAGGGACUAGGUCGAGUUCAUUUGGCAAUCUUCUUAUAAAUGUAUAGACUAGGAGUAAUCGGAGCUUAGGGGAGUGCGUUCGAUGUUUGUUGGGCGUACAGGUAGCAGUUGAAGGGGAAGGGUGGUUGCGAUAUGGAUAAAUAUGAUUAUGGCAUAUUUUGAACUUAAGGGUUGCGUACACUGAAACCUCUAUUUAAACUGUGUAUCAUUAUAAGAAGGUCUUGAAAAGAUAUCGUAUGGUUAGGUGUCAAGUGCUUGUAAUCGGAGGGGACAUUGGCCAGAGUGUGUCGGGCGUGUUAAUAGAACAUUUUGUUUUACUGGCGCGAGUUACAGGGCGCAGUUGCUCAAAGGCUGAUUAGGGCUUAACCCGGGAUUCUUUUUCUUUCUUCAAAAACAUUUCUUCGGACAAUUUUCUCUGUUAUUUUUAGCAGCAUCCAAUCAUCAACUUGUUGACAAAAUGAAUUACAUUGAAUUUACUGUUUUACAAGCUUUUACAUCUGAAAUCAAACUUCGUACUAACCCUGUCAAAGCCUUCAAUGGAAUAUGUGUGCGGCUCAUGUCAAUAACUUUUCCAGUAAUUUGGUCGAGCGUGUUGAUUUCAGUGACUCGAGAGUGGUUUAUAAGUUUUUCCUAAUAAAUAACAUAGAGUUAAAGUGUUCGUUUGUCCGGUGCCGAAAACAUCACAAGUCAUGAUCAAGUGGCGCCGCCGAGCUUCGCAUCUCAGUAGAUUUCAAGUACUUUGUGGCACAACGGCUACGGAGCUACACAACUCGGUAGAUUUACUUUGUGAAACAACGGCCGCCGAGCUACACAACUCGGUAAAUUUACUUUGUGGCACAACGGCCGCCGAACUAAACCCGGUUUGAUGCAUGCAUCAUUAGUCGCAGACAUUUCCCAAAGACAGGAACGAACCAUGCUGGAAAAUAUGAAGGCUUAAUCCAAAGUAAAAUUUAACAGCAAACGUCUAAAAGAUGAACGCCUUGGACGAUUCAGCAAACACAGAUCGAUGUACGCUUUACGAAGAUUCAGCAAACUUUUUAAAAGAUGAACGCUGUACGAAGACAGAAUAUUAGACCUUAGCAAACCUUUGAAAGAUGAACGCCGAGGACACAAGAAUCACCACGAGUUAGCACGUCAAAGUGAGGCAAAAUGUAAGCAAGCGCCCCAAAGCAAGGCAAAUGUGUGUCGACGACGGCGAAAAUGCAAUCUCAAAAAAACCUCCCUUAUUAAUUGCACAGGACACCCAAUAAUGUACAGACCACCCAACACAAAUUAGGGGUUGCGUUCUCGUACAUCGAACGCAAAAAUGAUCUUUGAUUGCGACGCACUAGGGAAAUUGUAUAGAGGUGAUUACCUCCAGUAUUCCCUCUUGCCUAAUGCAUUAUUUUGUGUUUUAUCCGUAUUACAGGAAGUAACAUCCAUCAAGGAUUCUUACAGGAAGAAAGUAAAGAUGACAACGGAGGUCCUUAACUCAAUGGAAAAUGUUAAGUGUAACGAGGUGGCAGGUGCAAUGUAUGCAUUUCCGAGGAUAACACUUCCAAAGAAAGCUAUCGAGGCAGCCAAGGUAUCAUGUCCUGUUUCCGGUCCUGAUUUCUAGAGCCACACUGCAGGAUACUGUCAGUAAUGGAUAUCCUAGGUGUACGGUAAUCCAGAUUAUAAUACUGUCAGUAAUGGAUAUCCUAGGUGUACGGUAAUCCAGAUUAUAAUACUGUCAGUAAUGGAUAUCCUAGGUGUACGGUAAUCCGAAUUCAGGAACCAGGGAAUUUUUUUCUUGUAGACUGAUCCGGAAUCAGUUUCGGAAUUCAGACCCGGUUGUUCAAAAGAUGGAUAGCGCUAUCCACCGGAUAAAUCAUUAUCCAGUGGAUAGGUAUUAGCGAAACCAAUUGCACUAUCCACUGGACAGAGAUUUAUCCUGUGGAUAGCGUUAUCCACCUUUUUAACAGCUGGGGAAUGCUCCAUAUAAGAAGCCCGGAAUCUCGCUAACGAUUAGAAUCUGUAAUCCACGUUUCACUGAAAAGAAAUACGGAACCCAGUCCCUGCCAUCGGGGGUCUACAGCAUAAAAUCCGGAAUCCACAACGUGCGAUCCAGAAGCCAAGAUUCUGGUGGAUGUACCUUCUAUGAGACUAAUGCCAAACCGUUUCCCGCCGUGUCAGUUUUCACAAAAAGGCGUUCUUCGGUUAGCAAAAGUAAAAAAGACGCUAUAGGCUCCCAUCUUAUUCAGGCUGCUGAUAAGGUCCCGCAAAAAUUAAAAUUUCGCUUUCUCAACUUUCCAUAUUGCAUUGCUAAAUUUCAUAUGUCGUAUCGAUCUAGUAACAGUUCCCAGUAAAGGCUUCAUCGAGGGAUUCUUUGAAAUACAGAUAUUCCCCUUACAAGGAAAGUAUGUAUGUGGUCUGUUUGGUGAGCAAAGUGAAAGGAUUUUGGGUGGACAAAAGUAAUGUGUAGAUAUUUUUUUAGGUUACUGAGUUGUUUGUAUUGCCAUUGUUAUUUAGGCCAAGGAAAUGCCCCCAGACGAGUUUUAGCGGAGCUCUGGCGCGCGAAGCGCGCCUGCGGAGCACCAUGGGUAAGAAAAUGUGGUAAACUACCCAUCCAAGAAAAUUUGGUAAUCACGUGACCGUACGCCCGACCGUCCGUCCGCACCACAGGCAUACCAAUGUGAAAUAACUCAAUCAACAGGUAUGGUAACCCAAAUGCAACUCGAGGUUAUUUAGGAGGGAAAUCGCAUAGCCAUCCGCGUCUCUAAAGCAGAGGCAACUAAAGAGUCAAUAAAGACAAAACCGAAAAGCGUAAAUGAGCGGCAGUGAAAAAAAAAAAAGUGAACGAGAACACGUACGACAUUUCCUCCACAAAAAAGUUUCUGGACGUUUCACGUUGUGGUCGUGCAAAACAACGGCAAAGAAAUGUCCAAAAAAAGUGUGUUGCACGUGCAAAGUUGCUUUUUUGCUAAUUAGACCUAUUGUUGUUUUUUCUCCGUUCUCCGGCGUUGCCUUCGCCGCUUAGCAUUACACGAUUUUAUAUUUUGUUUGAACAAACUAUAAAUAUUAUCGAGAGCUUCGCUUUUAGCCGUGGCUAAAUCUAUAUAUUACUGUUGGUAGGCGCUGGAGAAAACUGGAAUUUACAUGAUUCCUGGCCACGUCUUUGAUAUGGCAGGCAGCGGUAACAACUUUUACUAUAGGUAAGAUUUGAAUUAACAAGGGCCAUCAACUUCAAGUCGGAAUUUUGCAGAUUUUAAAAACCUCUCUGUGAUAUCAUUUGCGCCCUUGUGUCACAAGGUUUUCACAGGCUUGUCUAAUAUAUUUAGAUUGAUUAGAUUGACUGCACCUUUAAAUUUGGAAAGAUCGCUCUCCCUAACCUCCCCCCCUUUCCCACCACCACCACCACCACAAAAUAACGGAUCAUUAUAGGUUUCUUGGAAACUGUCCACCUACCCCUCUCCUAAGCCAUCAUUUUGCCCUCAGUGCGAAGUAAGUGUUAAUGUUGGCUUAGGGGAGGGUUAUAGGUGGGCAGUUUCCCAGAAACCUAUAAAAUAAACAGGCAAAGGACACAACAGAAAAGGGUCGUCGACAAAAAUCUCGUAAUACCUUGCAAAUUACCAAUGUUUCUUUUGUUGCUCCUGUAACCAAUCAGAACGCAUUAUUCUCCUCAUCUUGUACGUUCGCGGAACCACCCAUAUAACUAGUUAUAAUCAUUGAUUAUGGAUCCGCGUUCGUCUUAUUCUACUAGCAUGCCAUCUGCACAAAAACGAGACUAAAGGAAACGAAAACGAGACCAAAGGCGUCCAGUUUCCUGCGGCGGGUUGCCCCUGAUAAAAUUAAUAGGGGCCGCUAAUCGGCAGUCGCCCGUGAUAGCUCGACAAAUUCUGCCUUUGUACCACAGCAACACAAAAUUAGGAUGCGUUAUGACGAACGCGAUAAGGGUAUUCACAGAUUGGCCCAUAGCCGGCGUGAUGGGGGCUUAGUGGAGGGCCUGCAACUGGAGUAAAGUUGGUGUUUACAAAUGGAAAGGUUUUCAACCGGGAUUAUACGUUAUGGACCAGAGCUUAAAUUUUCGUAGGAAAAGAGAUCUGUAAGGUGUCCUAAAAGCGACGUUCUGUCAGCGUGUGAAAGUCUGAUGAAAUUGGACAAAGUUUUACCUCCACAUUAUGGGUUAAAAUAAUCCAAAGCUUUUUUUAUUUUCAGGCCCACUAUCUAUAAGAAGGAAAUAAGUUAAAACGGUUUUAUGUUUUGAUCUUUCUUGGUAGGAUCACUAUUCGUCCUUCUGAAGAGACGUUCGCUUCAAUGUUUGAGCCACUAAGAACCUUUCACCAAGAAUUCAUGGCGCAGUUUAAGGACACGAACUGA
Molecule: messenger RNA, 10922 nt
Organism: Porites lobata
Lineage: Eukaryota; Metazoa; Cnidaria; Anthozoa; Scleractinia; Poritidae
Source: the annotation of a GenBank genome assembly